Molecule: messenger RNA, 803 nt
Organism: Cataglyphis hispanica
Lineage: Eukaryota; Metazoa; Arthropoda; Insecta; Hymenoptera; Formicidae
Product: RING finger protein 212B
Exons: 5
Coding region: 135-794 (219 amino acids)
Source: RefSeq, a predicted model, not a curated record
AUUCUGUCGAUGUCGAUUGCACUGUAGAAGGCGCGAAUGACUUCAAUUCAUUUCUUCGCGCCAUUAAGUAAUUUCGAAACGUAUCACAAAUUUUUUUGAUACAGGAAAACAUAGAGAGAAGCCAUAUUUCACACAUGGAUUCAUUAAUUUGCAAUAAAUGUUUCGUCUCGAUACGUAGAGGACAUCAACCGUACAAUAUUACGCAGUGCGGCCAUAUUUUUUGUCAGAAGUGUCUACAACAAGUCGAAAAACAAUGUUCACAAUGCCAAUAUACGAGCCCCGCAUAUUUAUCAUUAAAAGAACCAGUGAUGUCUAAAACAAUCUCGUUUUUCGCUCCCGUCAUCGAAAUUUGGGAUAUGUUAUCAAAAGCGGAUAUGUUGCGAAGCAAUCAAAUAAAGAUAACAAUGCAACGCUUUCGCGAACUUGACGAAAAGUAUGAGAAAUUGAAAAAUCAGUUUUAUAUCGACCAACGUAAUUUUAAAAUAUUGAGAGAGAAGUACAUGUGUCUCAAGAAAGAGAGAGAAAACAUCGAAAAAAAGAUAUUGCAUAUCCAAAAUGUGUACAAAAUGCAAACUGUAACACCCCGCACAAUGAAGACGCCAACAGAUUCCUAUACUAUUUCUACGCAUUCGUCAAGUUCAAGAUAUGCUUCAGAAUCGUCGGAUUUUCUGAAACUUUCUAAUGUGACACCCAUGUCUAUGCAGUCAAUGGAUUCAAAAAAACAUCAAACCGAUGCCGAUGGUUUUCGCGUACCCAGCAAUCGACCAAAACGUGGCAAUCUUUUUUUUACAUGAGAUACAGGU